This is a messenger RNA of Clupea harengus (Atlantic herring), 2767 nucleotides long. RefSeq names its product cyclic nucleotide gated channel subunit alpha 2a (gene cnga2a). Gene Ontology annotation, molecular function: intracellularly cAMP-activated cation channel activity; protein-containing complex binding; cGMP binding. NCBI's taxonomy places the organism in Eukaryota, Metazoa, Chordata, Actinopteri, Clupeiformes, Clupeidae. Gene Ontology annotation, cellular component: plasma membrane; intracellular cyclic nucleotide activated cation channel complex. The record is from RefSeq and is a predicted model, not a curated record. Gene Ontology annotation, biological process: monoatomic cation transmembrane transport.
CACCCUUUCUCUCUCCCUCAGGCUGGUGACUAUGGUGGUGACACUGCGAGACUGGGCGCAUAAGAGUCUCCAUGAAGAAGAGGAACGUCCGGACUCCUUCCUGGAACGCUUCAGGGGCCCCGAGCUCCAGAUGGCCCCCAGCCGGAUCAGCACCACUGGACCCGAGCCGGGCGGCUCCGACAGCAAUGUGAAAACUAAAAAAAAGUCUGAUGCUUUCGUUAUGGCCCCUGCGGAUGAUCUGUAUUACCGCUGGCUGUUCGUCAUCGCUGCUGCGGUACUUUACAACUGGUGCCUCCUAAUGGUCAGGGCCUGCUUUGAUGAGCUCCAGACCAAUAACUACAUUCUGUGGCUGGUGAUGGACUAUGUAUCAGAUGCUAUCUACAUACUGGAUGUAUGUGUGAGGCUACGCACAGGAUUCCUGGAGCAGGGUUUGCUUGUUAAGGACCUCACCAAGCUGAGGGACCACUACGUCCGCACUCUGCAGUUUAAACUGGACGUGGUGUCCAUCCUUCCAACAGACCUGGCGUACAUCGCACUGGGCAUCCACGCUCCUCUCCUUCGCUUCAACCGGCUGGCGCGUUUCUCGCGCAUGUUUGAGUUCUUCGACCGCACAGAGACACGCACCAACUACCCAAACAUGUUCAGAAUCUGCAACCUGGUGCUCUACAUCCUGGUCAUCAUCCACUGGAACGCCUGCAUCUACUUUGCCAUCUCUAAGUCCCUGGGCUUCGGUUCAGACCAGUGGGUGUACCCAAACAUCACAGACCCAGAGUUUGGAACCUUAACCCGUUGUUAUGUCUACUGUCUCUAUUGGUCCACUCUGACACUCACUACCAUCGGUGAGAUGCCUGCCCCAGUCCGUGACGAGGAGUACCUUUUUGUCGUCUUUGAUUUCCUUGUAGGGGUUCUUAUAUUUGCCACCAUUGUCGGUAACGUGGGCUCCAUGAUCUCCAACAUGAAUGCCACACGAGCGGAGUUCCAGGCGCGCAUCGACGCCAUCAAGCACUACAUGCAGUUCCGCAAGGUCAGCAAGGAGCUCGAGGCCCGCGUCAUCAAGUGGUUCGACUACCUGUGGACCAAUAAGAAGGCCGUGGAUGAGCAGGAGGUGCUGAAGAAUCUGCCCAACAAGCUGCGGGCGGAGAUCGCCAUCAACGUGCACCUGGACACACUGAAGAAGGUACGCAUCUUCCAAGACUGCGAAGCAGGCCUGCUGGUUGAGCUGGUUCUCAAGCUGCGGCCCCAGGUCUUCAGCCCAGGGGACUACAUCUGCCGCAAGGGUGACAUCGGCAAGGAGAUGUACAUUAUCAAAGAAGGACGUCUGGCAGUGGUGGCAGACGACGGCAUGACGCAGUAUGCUCUCCUGACCUCGGGCAGCUGCUUCGGCGAGAUCAGCAUUCUCAACAUCCGAGGGAGCAAGAUGGGCAACCGCAGGACGGCCAACAUCCGCAGCAUCGGCUACUCCGACCUCUUCUGCCUCUCAAAGGAUGACCUGAUGGAGGCCGUCAUGGAGUACCCCGAUGCCAAGAAGGUUCUGGAAGAGCGGGGCCGCGAGAUCCUCCAGAAGGAGGGCCUGCUGGAGGAGCUGAGCUUGGGUCUGGGUGUGGAGGAGAUGGAGGAGAAGGUGGAGCGGUUGGACGCAUCGCUGGACACCCUGCAGACGCGCUUCGCUCGGCUCCACAGCGAGUACACGGCCACGCAGCAGCGGCUGAAGCAGAGGCUAACCACGCUCGAGCGACAGCUGCGACACGCGGGCAGCGGCUUCCUCUCUGAUGGCAACGAAAGCACGUUUGAAGGAGAUGGAACACACAGCGAAGUUAACAUUCAUCUCUGAAUGGACAGAGCGCUAAUGACUGGGUACAACUGGACAUUUCAAUCAGGCCUGGUUUUUGGUCUUUCCACUUUUUUUUCAUUUUGUUGGUGGACUGUGGUGCUGUACAUUCCAAAACUUGUCUUUUUCUUAGAGAAAAACACAUUCAGUUUUAAUGAAAUACAUUUUUUGGAUGAAAAUGUUUCCUGUCUCUUCUGAGAAUGGACAGAAUAAUGUUACAUGGCUAGGAAGUUCCUCUUUGAUUGGAACAACUCUCUCUGGCUUUGGAAAUGUUUUAGCUACAGACUUUAAUAAUUUGGAACCUAAUAAGUGUUCACAUGAGACAAGGUUUAAAUUUGCACUCUUGUGAUUUUAAAAUGUACAAUGAUGUGUCUGUGAAUCAAGCAAUAAACAUACAAGAAUAUAAACACAGAUAUACUGAAGAUAAUAAAUGGCUAUCAACAACAGUUUUUGUGUAAACACACUUUCACCUGUAGGGGAGAGCGGGGUAAGAUGAGCUGUUUUUUUUUUUUUUUUAACUUAAGUUGACCUAUAGCCAAGGGAAUAGGAGGCAGAAAUAAAACAAUGCAUAAAGCACAAGUUCAGGGUGUGUGCCAUCAAUGAAACCUUAGCAGUAUGCCUAACUCCAAUAGACAAGUUCAGGGUGUGUGCCAUCAAUGAAACCUUAGCAGUAAGCCUAACUCCAAUAGACAACAAAAUAUGGGGCCCUUAAAAAAUGUGGUCUUGUGGCUCAACUUUCCCCAUGUUAGGGAUAAGUUCAUCUAGCUGACAGGGUAAAUUGAGCCAUCUGAGAAAAACUUUUGUAUUAAACAUAUUUUUGAAGUAUAAUUUAACAUACAAUUAUUAAUAAUACAAUCCCCCCCAUACUGCUGAUUUUAUUGGUGUUCAUAAAUUAAAUUGGUCUACAUUUCUGAAACCUGAAGAUGGUUUGCCAGGUCU